AUGGAGAAAACUCCUGAUGAGAUUUACAAUCUUUAUGAGAAUUUAAGUGAAAAUUCUAGAGAUCAAGCCUCUUUUGAAUUAUAUGACAGGGAUAAGAAGAGAGGAAUUUAUGAAUUGCAUCAUGAUGAUGAUUCUAAACUUAGAAAUGAGGUUAAUCAGAUUAAUCAAAGAUUAGAAAAAAUUGAUUUACUUAUUGAUAAUAUUAGAAAGCCUUUUAACCCUCAACUUAAUUCGAAUAGUACAUGUCCUAUGUAUGGUGAAAAUGAUUAUUCUGAACUUCAAUGUUAUAAUUUAGAUCAAUCAUUUCACCCUAUGCAAGAACAAGUGCAAGUAGCUCACGGUUUUAAUAGAAAUAGGGAAAAUUUUUCAAAUUCUUAUAAUCCUAAUUGGAGGAAUAAUUUUUCAUGGAGAGACCCAAAUAAUAUUCAAAAUCCAGAAGCACUUAGACCCAAUUCAAACUCUGAAUUUCGUCCAAAACAAGAAAAUAGAUUUCAGAAAAAUCAGCCCUCUCAAACCCAACCUGAUGCUAUGGAAAUGAUGCAGCAAAUGAGCCAAAUGAUGCAACAAACUAUGAGCCAAAUGAUGCAACAAACUAUGAAUCAAAUGAUGCUUCAUCAGAAACAAAUUAUAGAGGCUCUUGAGAAUAAGAGAGAAGAGGGACAACUACCUCGUCAGCCCAUAGAAAAUUUAGAAAACUGUCUAACAGUAAGAUUUCAGCAAGAAGAGUCUAGCUGGAUAAAUUUAGAAAAAAACCCACGAAAUGAAAAUGUUAGAACAGUGAAUAUAUUGAGUGAGAAUAUUUUACCUGAACCUUAUUUUCAAUUAUUAGAAGAAAUUGAUGAUCCAUUAGAAGUAAAUGAGAAUAUUAAGGCCAAAAAUGUAGUAGCAGAAAAUUUGAAUAAAAUCAUUUAUUGCUCACAAUUGAUGAAUGAAUAUAGCGAGGAUGAUGAGGAGAAAGAACCCUUAGAUGAAGAAACAGCAACUGAUCAUAGAAAAAUCAUCCAAAUUUUAGUAGAAGGGAGUAAGGACAGAAAUGAAGAAAAAUAUAUUUCAAGUGAGGAAAAAUCAACUGAUUUGGGAGAUGUAGGAGACGAAAUUAAUGAAUCUAAUCAUAAUUUUGCAGCCAUGGAUGUUGAUUGUGAGGAUGAUGAUGUAUAUCAUAUACCAAAAUUUAAAGAUAGCUCUUGGGAAGAUGAAGAAUUUGAUGAGUUGAGAAACGAAAAGCUAGAAAAAGAAUUGAUUCAACUAAUGGGAACAAGCGAAAAUAAUAGAUAUGAAUAUAGAGAUAAUUUUGGAGGAGAAAAUUUGAAUUUUACUGAAUUCAUUAGAUCUGAGAUUAAAGAAGACAAUCCUUCCAUCCUUCAAAACCCACAGCCCAUUAGAAUUAUUUCUAAGCUUGAAAUAUUUCACUCCUCACAAAUUGAACAAAUAUGUAUGGAAGAUAAAAUGGAGCAGGGGAAGAUUAUGCAGAUAAAAGAAGACAUUAAGAAAUGGGUGAGUGGAAGAAUUAGAGAUACCAAUUUAGAUGAAAAAAUUCUAGAUUGGGCAAGAGCUAAUCUGAAAAUUAUAUGGCCUGAUCACAUUUUAUGGUUUAUUAAUAGAAAGUAUUUAUUAAUGAAUGAGAGCCUAACAAAACAAGAUAGAAAUAAGGAAAGAUUCUUUUCAAAAUGGAAAUAUUAUUUUUGGGAAAAUUUUGUUAAUUUCCAUUUUUUUUUGGCUGAAAGUAUGUCAAGGUAUAUAUAUGAAGUAUAUGAAUUUAUGCUAAAUCUGAAAAAGAAUAUCAUAAAACUUACCUUGGGAUACAAAUAUAUUUUGAUGGCCAUAGAUCAGCUUAUAUGAUAUAAGAGCUGUCCAGCUGGAGACAUUAAAUUCAGCGCUGCAUGGGAGGCAACCCAUGGUUUUUAUUUCAUUCUGUUUGAUUUUUUUUUAAGCUCUGUUUUUCUUAGAAUUUCGCAGUACUUGUUUCUGUAUUUGUUUUUCUUUCGAAAAAGUGCAGGAGGAGUGUAAGAUGAAGUGGAAAAUUAAAAACGAGGUUGAGGUGAUGUCUUUCUGAGCUUCAUCAUUUAUGAAAAUAUUUUUAAUGCUUAACUUUGCAGAUAUGCAUGCUUCACUUGAAAAUUAUAUUUUCUGCAUAUUCUGUUUCGAGUUUUCUGUGUCAUUGAGGACAAUGUCAUUUUUAAGUUGGGGGGUGAAGUAUUCAUUAUUAAUUUAUGCUGUAGGACGAUUAAGAACAUGUGUUUGCAUUUUAUUCAACUUAGAACAGCAACUAAAAAAAUAAAAAAAAUCGCCGAAUUCGGAAAAACUGCAACAUCUAUUUUCUGGUUUUCUGUCAGGAACAACAGACUGUCAAAAACAGCAGAUGAAAAAAAAAAAAACCCGAAAUUUGAAAUUAUAGAGACCCUUUUCUCACAUUUCAAUCCCCUAGAUAUAUAUUACUGAAAUUCGAAAUUACAGCUAUAAAGAAGAUAGUUUUGAUUUAUUUUUGACAAAUUUAUUGCUGCUAAAAUAGAACUGAAAACAGAAAACAGAACUGUCAGAACUAUCUAAUUUACAAAUUCCUUACAUCAUAUUGCAUGCAUGAAAAAUUAAAUCAAUUAGAUUGAUUGAUACCAAAAGAUACUAGGAAGAUUAUUAUUGAGUCAAAAGAAUGAUCUAGUAGCAUGAAAUGUUGGAAUACUCCUUGGAUACAUGAUAGAUAACAUGGAUUUGAUUUUACAAAUUUUCACUUCAUGAUCUUGAUGGAUAAUAUUUACUUGAUGUGAAAAUUUGAUUGAUCAUUUGAGUUUAAUGGAGAUUUUUGCACCCUGAUCUAUAGGACUUGUGAGGAGAAAUCACUUAUUUCAAAAAAAAAAAAAAAAAAAGAGAGAGCAAUGUGAAAAAUCUAGAAACGAAGAGUACACAUGGAGGGUGUGAGACAUCAUUCUCAUUGUCGAAAAUCGUGCAUAGAAAAACACUUGCUGAAAAAUAAGUGGAUAAAGUGAAAGCCCUGAAAAUGAAGAGUACACAUGGAGGGUGUGAGACAUCAUUCUUAUUGUCGAAAUUUGUCUACAUGAAAAGCUACUUAUCCACUAUAUAUAUAAAAAAAAAAAAAGAAGGAAGAAAUAUAGUGCAAACUUCAAAAAUCAAGUCAUAGAAAAAGGGAAAUGUAAGAUCAAUAUUAUUCUUGAAUGAGUAUUGAUAAUUGGAACAUCUUGUAAAUACAUUUAUGAGUGAAGAAGUGAUAAAGAUGUGAAUAGAAGAUGUGAAGUCUAGAUUGUUAUUCCAAGGAGUGUUUAAACAUUUAAGUGCUUGACAUCAUUCUUAAAUACUUGAUAUAAGAAUCCAAAGUGUUUAAAGGUGCAUCAUUUCUAAUUGUAUUUCUUUUCUGUAUUGAAAUAUGAUGUUUGAGAUUUGUAAAUUUUUAUUUUCGUAAUUCCAUUGCUAAGGGACUAGCAAUGAUUUAAGUUGGGGGGUGUGAUAAGUCUUCAUUAUCAUGAGUUAAUAAUUAGUAAAUAAUAUAGUUUUAGCCUUAACUCAUGAUAAAUAGACUUAUAUUUGUGUUAAAGCAUGAAAAGUGGUUUUCAGUUGAUUAACGUGAAUUUUUGGGUAAUUAUGUGAUUUUAUACGAUUUUUACAGUCUUAGUUUUGAGAUAAAUGAAGAACAAGAAAUAAAAAUAAAAAUAUUGCAAAAUGGGGGGAUCCGCCGGCCAGCCGGGCCCGCAAGCGGGUCGGAAGCGCAGUCGGGGGGAGUAGCCGCGAGCAGGGGCUCGAGCGGCUUGCUUGGAUCGAUAGGGGCACGUGUGCGCCACUCCCCUUCCACGUCACCGGUGGUCAGCCGGCUGUGGGGCAAGGAGUGGUCGUACACGCGAGAGGACUUUGCCUAGAAAGCUAACUUUACUAUAUAUUCGCCCGAAUAAUCCGCGCACAACCGAUGUGGGACUAAAUCCACCUUGUUCAGCGGCGGGCGACCGCCGCGGGUUCGAAUCCUCCCAGAGUCAAAAUUCAUAUAUUUUUAACUGAUUAUCGCGACUUUCCUGCAGAUCGCCGGUGAAGGAUUAAGCAACCGGAAUCGCUGGAUCAUCGGCGAAAAUCUCGUCAACGCGAUUCGCGGAGCAUUGCUACUAAAAUUUCUGAACGAUUCGCGAUAAAAGGAUCGCAAUCCAUCGAGUAAAUCAUCUCCGAUUGAUCGACGAACAAGCCGUCGUCGGGAAGAGGACGAUCCGCCGGGAGACCAGUCGCCACCUUCCUGAGAGCGUACCAGAUGCGAUGAAGAGCCUCCUCUUGCUGCGCGGACCUGAGGAUGAAGCUCCCUAACACGCGCCUCACCUCCAUCCAGCCCCUCUCCGUCGGGUGA
Spirodela intermedia is the source of this 4333-nucleotide messenger RNA. The record is from the annotation of a GenBank genome assembly. Lineage: Eukaryota; Viridiplantae; Streptophyta; Magnoliopsida; Alismatales; Araceae.